This is a messenger RNA of Racocetra fulgida, 433 nucleotides long. Lineage: Eukaryota; Fungi; Glomeromycota; Glomeromycetes; Diversisporales; Gigasporaceae. The record is from the annotation of a GenBank genome assembly.
UAAUGAUAAACUAGAUCAAAAAAUGGACAAACUUGUCACAGCAUGUAAAGAAGUUAAAGAUCAGCUUCCUCCUAACUUUAGAAGCAAAAAUAAAAUGUUAAUUGUCAAUAAAAACAAAAAUAAAAAUGAAAGCGUCUACGAAAGAAUGAAAUCAAAACAUAAAAAAAUCGAUCAAUGUAUGGAAAUCAUGGAAAUCAAAGAAAAAACCUUUGAACAAAAACUAGAUGAAUUGCUACACGAAUGCUUUACAAGAAAUCAAGAAAGAAAAAAACAAAAAGGUGAAAAAACAAGAGAAUUUGAUCCAAAAUAUUCUGAUAGCACUGUUGAAAAAAUACAAAGAUGUCUAUUUCACCUUGAUAUUGAUGGCGCUUACGAUAACAAUGAUGAAGAAUAUAAUUUAGAAAAAAUUCUCGAAACAUAUAAAAAAUUAUAA